GUUCUCCAUGUGAGAUUUACGCCCUGUCAGCCUCUUUUGUUUCUGGCCAAAGGGUGUGUUUCCCUCAGCUGUCGGGCUGUAGUUUGUGUAGACGUACUGAGGGACUGUUCCUACUUAGCUAGCCCAAGGUCUCCACUGGUGACCUGUGAGCCCUGACCCUGUGUUCAGCUGAGAGCUUACUGCAGCCAGAGAGCACAGGAUGGAGGAGGAGGCGGCGAGGUGCUUCCUGGGGAGGUUUGUGGAGGACUUCCCAGCUGCUCUGGAGGAAGGCAGUCCGCUGCCCGUCAGCCCUCUGAGCCGCAGAGUCUCCCUGGAGGAGCUGCAUGGAGAGAGUCUGGAACUGGGUCUGAGGCUGCUGGCUGCCAGGGGUGCUCCUGCAGGCCUCAGCACCCUCCUGUGCCAGGCUGCGCUGUCCCAGCUGCUGCAGGACGACCUCUCACCUUUCCACUGUGCCCAGGAAGCAGAGGCCAACCAGGAAGAUGAACCGCAAGUAGCCUUACUUCAGUCAGACACAGUGCAGCGUCUCUUCCUCAACAAGCUCAUAGACUUAGCGCUGGCAUGGCAUCAAAAGCUCCCAGAGCUUCCGCCCUCUCGCGUCCUCCAAUGCUCCGUUCACGCCAUCAAGAACACGAGGAGGAAGAUGGAGGACAAACACCUGGCCCUCGCUGAGUUCAACCAGCUCUUUGGAAUCCAGGAUGGGGUGGAGCGUGCCUACUACGGUGUGUUUGACGGCCACGGGGGCGUGGACGCAGCCACCUACACCGCCACUCACCUCCAUGUGGCUCUGAGUCAACAGCAGACACUGCAGAGUGACGCAGCUGCAGCCUUUAAAAGUGCCUUCACACGCACUGAUGACAUGUUUAGAAGCAAAGCCAAGAGAGAGCGUCUGCGUAGUGGCACUACAGGUGUUGCAGUGCUGAUCCAGGGUCAGGAGCUGACAGUGGCCUGGCUGGGAGACUCACAAGUAAUACUGGUCAGAGAGGGACAGGCUGUAACACUGAUGGACCCCCAUAAACCAGACAGAGAGGAUGAGAAGCAGAGAAUUGAGGAUCUCGGUGGCUGCAUCACCUUCAUGGGUUGCUGGCGCGUUAAUGGCACGUAUGCUGUAUCCAGAGCUAUAGGUGACUUUGACCAGAAGCCCUAUGUGUCUGGAGAUGCUGACUGCUCCACAGUCCAGCUGUUGGGGGGUGAGGACUAUGUGUUGCUGGCGUGUGACGGCUUCUUUGAUGCAGUCAGACCUUCAGAGGUCCCUCAACUGGUCCUGGAUGCUCUACAGCAGCCCGCUGACCCCGAGGCAGGAGGAAACACUCUGCCGGAACUGUCCGAGGACGCUAUUGGACAGAGAGUUGCUCAACAGUUGGUGGCUCACGCCAAGUCAGCUGGUUCCAGUGAUAACAUCACAGUGAUGCUGGUGUUCCUGCGUCCUCCGAAGCAGCUGCUGGCUCAACACUCCAGCUCAGGAAGUGCACAAGCAACUCAGGACUCCACUUCCCAAGAUGCAGCACAGAAGUAAAAGAAAGGGUUUGCUGCCAAGACACCACUGUGCCAAGCUACUGCCUGACUCAGCAUUUUUCAGACUUUUUCUUAUUUAGUCAGAAACGCUGCACACUGACAGAAUUGUUCUGAAUCUAACAGAAAACACGAGCAGACAGCUUUGGAGGGAAAGUGCUGAUUCAACGGUGUUUAAUAAAGUGUGAAGGCUGAUGCAGGGACAGAUAAACCUAGCUGAGCGCCAUACUUAACCUGUUACCUUUACCCACAAACCAGCCAGUAUUACACUGGAAUGAUAACCCUCACUAGAUUCAUUCAUUCAGUCCUGAUUUUAACCUGAGUAUUGACUGUUUCAUGUGAUAAGUGACUCUUUCUAAAGAGCUUUGUGUUUGUGUGAUUAUCUGAUGGAAGCAAAGAAAGGUCAGAAUGAUUUGAAUCAGAAGCAACUGAAUAAUUGUAGACUUCCAUCACUAUAAGUCUUAAUGUUGACAUUGAAAUGCCUUUUUUGAUUCUGAAGAUUUCAUGUCUUUUUUGCCUUUCUUUGCCUCUUUAUUCUCUGUGCCAGAAACUAAAGCUUCUCCUCUAUACUGUCAUGACAGUCUGUUACCUUUUUAUAGCUCUGUAUUAAUAUUCACGGUUGAGUUCUCAUCCAUAUCAUCUUAACCAUACAUGUAUGCAUCAUCAGUAUUAAAUGUUCUUUUUGAUUUUGCACUCUGUGUCUUUGAAAAAACAAAUCUCAGUCACUCAGGACCUGCAGUGGGUUUGGAUUCACACUGACAUCAUUAACAGCUGAGUGAAAUGUCUUAAAAAGCUCUUGUUGUUGUUGUUGUUGUUGUUGUUGUUGUUGUUGGGUUGCAGUGGACAUUUUCAUUUUCUAAUAUGCCUUAAAGAACUUCCAUAUCUGUAAUUCCGAGCAGUGUGACUAUUAAAAGAAUGCACUGUGCACAUUAGAGGAAACGACUGGAUUAAGUCAGUAAAUCUGUAGCUGUCAUUUUGAAUGAAGUGGAGACUAGCACAGUUUUUUGUAUUUCUGAGCUUCACAAAGAAAAGGGAACAACAGCGAUCAGAGAGGCAACUGAACAGUCAGUAUUUUUUAUUUUAAAGGUACACAAAUGUGCCAAAACAUAAGCCUGGUAUGAGGUGAGGUAGUUUUAAUGUAGAACAGUUUUAUACUGAACAAACUGACAGUAUUUCUGACUCCUGUCUUGGAUUCUUCAUAUCCUUAAAUAACCAUUCUUAAUCGUGUCUUAAUCAUGUUGAGAUUAAUAUCAACAUUUGAGCUGUAAUGAUUUUUUGGAUUUUAAUAACACUGUAAUAUUCAGUUUUAUCUUUGAAAAUAAAGUUUGAUUUGCUGAUA
Molecule: messenger RNA, 2848 nt
Organism: Scomber scombrus (Atlantic mackerel)
Lineage: Eukaryota; Metazoa; Chordata; Actinopteri; Scombriformes; Scombridae
Gene: ppm1f
Product: protein phosphatase, Mg2+/Mn2+ dependent, 1F
Exons: 8
Coding region: 200-1513 (437 amino acids)
Biological process (GO): negative regulation of protein kinase activity; protein dephosphorylation
Cellular component (GO): cytosol
Molecular function (GO): cation binding; protein serine/threonine phosphatase activity
Source: RefSeq, a predicted model, not a curated record